Messenger RNA from Rattus norvegicus (Norway rat), 5390 nucleotides. The record is from RefSeq and is a predicted model, not a curated record. Lineage: Eukaryota; Metazoa; Chordata; Mammalia; Rodentia; Muridae.
GGACAGCAAAGACUAGCUGGUCAGACUGCCUGCCUGGAGGUCAGGGUCCCGUGAGGGAGACAGGUCAUGAACAAUCACAGGGAAGUGAGCACCCAGGCUGAGCUUAGAGAGCAGAGUCGGGCAUUGGCUUAGGUAAGGGCCAGGGAAGGCCUGUGAGAGAAACAGCUGACACCUGAGGGCCAGGAAAAGACUGUGCUCCUAGCACCGGAGGCCAGUGUUGGGGGCCUAGAGCAAGUAGGAGAUCCUAAGGGAUGAUGGAGAGAAGGCCAGGGUAGCUGGGGUGCUGGAGGCAGGCAAAACUGAGGAGAGGGGGCAGAGCCCAGCAGGAGAGCUGGUUUCACAGAGAUCACAUCAUAAAGAGUCAUCAUAAAGAGAAAAAGUGAAGAGCUGUGAGCUGGGCAGGCCCCUGGGGAGACCCCAGUGGCCUGAGCUUGGAGAAAGAAUGAGGUUAAGCAUCACUAAGGACUAAAACCUAGGGCCCCCAUUGGUCUAGGACCAUGAGGAAGCAGCCUCAGCUGUUGUCAUCUAUGGCUCCUGUCACCUGGGACAUUAUCAGGGCAUAGCCUCUGGUCGUCUGCAUUAUUCUUGGUGCAAAGUGCAGGGAGGGAAGAUCUUUUCUAAGAGCAAAAGGUGCCAUACCUUGUGGCCUGGGACUGUAGGCAGUCCAUAGAGCACAGAGCACUCACCUGGUAUGUAAGGCCUGGAUUCCAUCUCCUGAAGAAAGGCCCACACCUGAAACCUUCCUGAAUAGGAGACAGCGCCAUCAGUAAGGCCAGUGAGCCUCGAGUUAACUAAACAAAGUUCUCUUCAACAGUACCACCCAGGGAACAGAGGGUCUGUCCUGUCCAAUGGGACUUAUUUUUAUUUGUAUUCUGACUUAUUAUUAUACCAACUUAUUGUAUUGGCCUUGAACUUAGAAUCCUCCUACUUCAGCCUCCUGAGUGCUGGGGUUGUAGUUUUGGUCCUUCAAAAGCAAAUUCCCCGCAGGACUGAAGAGACAAGCAUUGACUGCUUUUCUAGAGGACCUCGGUUCAAUUCCCAGCACUGACCUGGCAGCUCAAGUUCUGGGAGAUCCAGUGCCCUCUUCUGGCCUCUAAAGGCACCAGCCAUGCGUACACACGGACACAGAAAACACUAAGACGUGUAAAAUAGAUAAUACUAAAAUUAAAACCUAAACAGCCCCCUGCUGGCCUACCUCCUCCAGCCAGGCUCCAAUGUCUACUCAAUAAUUUCAUUAAGAGUCCAUGGAGAGGGAGCUGGAGAGAUGGCUCAGCGGUUAAGAGCACUGACUGCUCUUCCAGAGGUCCUGAGUUCAAAUCCCAGCAACCACAUGGUGGCUCACAACCAUCUCUAAUGGAAUCUGAUGCCCUCUUCUGGCACAGCUGAAGACAACUACAGUGUACUCAUCUAUGAUAAAUAAAUAAAUCUUUAAAAAAAAAAAAAAAAAGAGUCCAUGGAGAACUGGGUGGUGGUGUCCACACCUUUAAUCCCAGCACUCGGAGGCAGAGGCAGGCAGAUCUCUGAGUUUGAGGCCAGCCUGGUCUACAGAGUGAGUUCCAAUAUAGCUAGGGCUGCACAGAGAAGCCCUGUCUUAAAAAGACAAGGCAAAAUGAUCUGCAGUUUGAGGUCAGGCUAUGGCACCUGACAGUCCUGUCUCAGGAGAGACUGCAGAAGCAGCUUAGCUGCUGCGUGCUGGCUGCUGUACGUGAAGCUCUGAGUUCACAUCCCAGUACUGCGUCAUGGGUGUAGCAGCCCAGAUCUGUAAUCCUAGCGCUCCAGAGGUGGCAGCAGGUACACAGUCCAGGCCAGCCCGAGACAUUUGAGACCCAAUUUCCAAGUAAAUAAUAAACUAUUGUGGGGUGCGAGGACGAGUACUUGGAAAGACAGGGACAUCAGAGUCCGUCCUGGGCCAGCCUGGGUUAUGGAGGGAGUUCAGGGUUAGCCUGAGCUAUGUAGCAAGACCCUGUCUCCUUCUCCCUCUCUGUAUGUUGUCUGUAUCUGUUCAAGCUGAGUGUUCAGGCCUUCAGCUCAGUACUCUGACUAGCUGUUUGUCCUACAGAAAGAGAAGCCAUAUUGUCUACACCUGCUUACAGCCACACUUCCCAAUAGUGGUGCCCAGCGGUAGGACGGUGAACUACUUCAUACUCACAUGUGAACACCACACUGCCCUGAGCAGAGCAGACUGUUUACAGCAUGCUACAAGAGUCUCUGAGGGGGAGUAAAGGCAGAGAAGCAGGCACUGGCAAGUGUUUGUGCCAGGCAGCCCCUGCACUGAGCCCACACCGCCCCUGCUCGUAAGGAGUCAGGCCUGGACUAUUACCCACCUUCUCAGUACCUGCUGCCAGUCCUGGAGCAAGAUGGAGCCGAGAACUCCCAGGACAGCCCUGAUGGACCCACACGCAGAUUCUCCAGGGAGGAGGCUGAAUGGCAGAAUCGGUUCUCCGACUACGAGAAGCGAAAGGAGCAGAAGAUGCUGGAGAAGCUGGAGUUCGAGCGGCGCCUGGACCUCGGGCAGCGGGAGCAUGCUGAGCUGCUCCAGCAGAGCCACAGCCACAAGGACGAGAUCCUGCAGACGGUCAAGCAGGAGCAGACACGGCUCGAGCAGGGCCUGAGUGAGCGCCAGCGCUGCCUGGAUGCAGAACGGCAGCAGCUGCAGGAGCAGCUCAAGCAGUCGGAGCAGAGCAUUGCCAGCCGCAUCCAGAGACUCCUGCAGGACAAUCAGAGGCAAAAGAAGAGUUCUGAGAUUCUGAAAUCACUGGAGAAUGAGAGAAUACGAAUGGAGCAGCUGAUGUCCAUUACCCAGGAGGAGACCGAGAACCUCAGGCAGCGUGAGAUCGCCGCCGCCAUGCAGCAGAUGCUGACCGAGAGCUGUAAGAGCCGGCUCAUCCAGAUGGCCUAUGAGUCCCAGAGGCAGAGCCUGGUGCAGCAGGCCUGUUCCAGCAUGGCUGAAAUGGACAAGCGGUUCCAGCAGAUUCUGUCAUGGCAGCAGAUGGACCAGAACAAAGCCAUCAGCCAGAUCCUUCAGGAGAGUGUGAUGCAGAAGGCUGCAUUCGAGGCUCUCCAGGUAAAGAAAGACCUCACGCAUCGGCAGAUCAGGAGCCAGAUUAGGCUAAUAGAAACUGAGUUACUGCAGCUGACACAGCUGGAGUUAAAGAGGAAGUCCCUGGACACAGAGACGCUUCAGGAGAUGGUCUCAGAGCAGCGCUGGGCGCUCAGCAACCUGCUCCAGCAGCUCCUCAAAGAGAAGAAGCAGCGGGAAGAGGAGCUCCAUGGCAUCCUGGCGGAAUUAGAGGCCAAGAGUGAAACGAAGCAGGAAAAUUACUGGCUCAUCCAGUACCAACGGCUUUUGAACCAGAAGCCUUUGUCCUUGAAGCUGCAGGAAGAAGGCAUGGAGCGGCAGCUGGUGGCCCUGCUGGUGGAGCUGUCUGCUGAGCACUACCUGCCCCUCUUCGCCCACCACCGCAUCACACUGGACAUGCUGAGCCGGAUGGGUCCUGGAGAUCUGGCUAAGGUGGGUGUCUCAGAAGCAGGCCUGCAACAUGAAAUCCUGCGAAGAGCCCGGGACCUGCUGGAUGUGGCCAGGGUCCAACCAGAGUUGAAACCACCCAAGAAUGAGGUCUUUGGUGUCUCUGAGCCCCCCACAGCCCCUCAGGAGCUUCCUGAGUCCGUGAGACCAUCUGCCCCGCCAGCUGAACUGGACGUGCCGACCUCAGAGUGUGUUGUGUGCCUGGAACGUGAGGCCCAGAUGGUCUUCCUCACCUGCGGCCAUGUCUGCUGCUGCCAGCAGUGCUGCCAGCCGCUGCGCACCUGCCCACUGUGCCGCCAGGAGAUCUCCCAGCGCCUCCGGAUCUACCACAGCAGCUGAACGCACAGCCACCCACCAGCCUGGCCCUUCCUCAGCACCAUCUCCACCUCUGCUGGACUUCCAUUCCCCACAUUCCCCAGACUAGGGCAAGACUGCCAUAGGCCAAGCCACCACCCGCCACCCCGACACCCCCUGCUCUGAGCACUAAGCAGGCAGGUCCGAUGCCCCUGGCCUGAGGCAUAGCUAUUCCGAAUAGUGAACAAGAAACAGGGCAGAUCUGCUGGUGGUGGAACCUUGUGGCACAGGAUCAAGAUCCAGGGUAUGGAGGUGGCCCUGCAGGACUCAGGAAUCCAUGAUACUAGGCAAGCAAGCCUCAGUGCUGCAGCCAGCUGUCUGCCCCUCCUGGAGGUGUCCCUAUCUAUGGAAUGCAUCAGCCGUCCUGUCCUUAGGUGGGGCAAUGUCUCUGGGAAGAAGUGGGCUGUGCAAGACUCCUCGGCCCUCCUUUGCUUCAUGCUGAACACCCGCCCUCCCAUAUCUGCACCGCAUAGGCAGGUUGAUUCAAAACAGGAGUACCAGUAAGUCCGACUCCCUCCCAGAGUCACCCCUGGGUCCGUGGGAACUUGGGGGAGGUAGGAGUAGGCAGAGUCCAGGCGAGCUCUGGGGAAAAGGGCCAGAGCUGCUGUGCCUGGGUAAAGGUAAGGCAGUGAGACAUUGCCCAGUGGAGAGUUAGGCAGUGCCCUCUUAAACAGAGAGCAUGGGGAGCAGAGCCAGGGACGGGCUUCAGUACUGGGAAGCAGCCUGCACUCAGGGGAUGGGGCAGGUUGUGUUCCCUGCAGUGCUUAUCCUAGGUGAGGGCUGCCACAGCACCCGGAAGGCAUGUUAACGCUCAGGUGGGCGUCCGCCCUCACCAGCUGUACAGGAGUCCCUGUGACAUGAGACCCUUCUGCCCCUCCCAGUAGAGUGUAUGGCCUAAGGCAUGAGCUCAGCAAUGACUACCACUUGACAGGCUGGGGGGGGGGGGGGCGGGGACUAGCCAUUGGCACCUAGCAUGGACCGGGAACCCACCCUCAUGGUGGACACUGGAGUUGAUCAGCCAUUAGGAGGCUGUCACCCAAAAGCUGUGGUCUCUCCCCUCCUCUCUGAGCCUCAGUUUCCUCCUCUAGGACAGUGUGAGAACGGGUUAGAGAAAGAGACCUCAGUAAAGUGGUUGGCAUUUGGAAGUCUGCAUCCCCAGAACUCACAGGGCCAGGCCAGUGUGCAGUCACAGCACUGAGGAGGCUGAAGUCAGACCCUGGCCCUCACCAGACAGCCAGACAAUCCGAAUUAGUGAGUUCCAGGCUAAUGCGACCUCUCAAACCGCAAGGCGGAAUGGCCUGGAUCCUUUGGCUUCUGCAUGCACAUGCAAAUCUGUACCUGUACACACACGUGCAGGUACGCAGAUCAGGGACCUGGCAGCUCAUAUGAUGAGCCCAAGAGAGCUGAGGUAAAUGGAUCCCUAGACACCCUAGGCCCAGCUCUCCCCCACCCCAGCAGCACAUAAGAAAAUGAGCUUUAAAUAAAGCGUUUAUUGGUGAGCAGAAGCUUA